Molecule: messenger RNA, 1957 nt
Organism: Polistes canadensis
Lineage: Eukaryota; Metazoa; Arthropoda; Insecta; Hymenoptera; Vespidae
Product: serine protease snake-like
Exons: 6
Coding region: 277-1749 (490 amino acids)
Biological process (GO): proteolysis
Molecular function (GO): serine-type endopeptidase activity
Source: RefSeq, a predicted model, not a curated record
AAUUAUGUAUAAUACAUCAUCACUUGAAAAUGAUUCGCAUAUGUAAACAUAUGUAUAUAUAUACAUAUAGUUUAACUAUAAUCUUUGACUAUAAGAGAUAAAAUACUAGAGAAGAAAAAGAAAAGAAUAGAUUGAUCAGGAUGUAUCUUUGCUUUAUCUUUCUAUUAAUUUGACAUUGGCACUUCUUGGCUUAUUAUCUCGCUUAAAAAGUUAUUAUCGUUAUUAUUGAACUUUGAUAUACGUAUUCUUUAGUCGUUUAAUGUUUACUUUACAAUCAUGAUAUUUCCAUCAAUACGUUUAUAUUUCAUCCUUGUUUUUAAUCUAUUGUUUACAAGGAACAAUGUAACAUCUUCCAAAAAUCCAGAUUCUUCCAUUAUGUUAGAAAGAUUGAACAAUGGCUCCUAUCAUGUGAUUUUAAAUAUUCAUAAUCCUUUUUUUGAAGAAAAUAUAACUAAUACUUAUCGUGACAACCCAUUCCUUAUAGAUACUUCUUCGCAAAGUAAGAAUUUAUCGUUUAAUAUCAGUGAACUUAAUUCAGAAAAUAAUUCAUUAUUAAUGGAUAAUAAUGAAACAAUGAAUGACAUAAAUAGAACUAGUACAUCGUACAGUCAUAAUCCUUUCUUUAAUUCAGCAAUUACAUCUACUUUAGCACCUUUUUUGAACAAACUAGAGAAUAGUUCUAACUUAUUAACUAAUAUGUCUACAAUAAUGGAUGUUCGUAAUCAACAAAAUAUUCCUAAUCAAAGAAAUGUUUCUAAUAUUACCGAUAUAGUUAAUAAUAACAAGAAACAUGUUUUAAAUCCUCCUCAAAAUCAAUCUAAAUGUUCAGAAAUUUUGAACGAAUACAUUUCUAAAACGAUAUCGGAUAUUAAAUGUGAAGAAUACAAUAAACAAUUUCUGGUUAUAUCGAAAGUACAAUCUUUAGUUGCUAAUAAUCCACAAGUUACCCAAGUAGAAAAACAAUGCACAAGGUCUGAUCCACUUAUAACUGGCGGCGAGAUUGCAACACCUGGUGAAUUUCCACAUAUGACUGCAUUAGAGAAAAUACUAAAGGACGGAUCUCUUAUGUUUAUCUGUGGAGGCACAUUAAUUUCACCUUAUUGGGUACUUACAGCUGCACAUUGCUCUCAUGGGCCAAACGGUGCUCCAAAUGUUGUGAGAGUUGGUCUUCAUAAUAUAGAGGAUAAGAAGUCUGGAAUUAUGAUUCAUAUAGAAAGAAUAAUACGACAUCCAUUUUACAAGCCUCCUAUAAUAUAUGCAGACAUAGCUCUUAUUAAAUUACAAGAAGCUGUUGAAUUUAGUACUUUAAUCAGACCAGCGUGUCUUUAUCAACAGUACGAUAAAUUAUGCUCAACAGCUUGGGUUAGCGGCUGGGGUGCUACAAAAUAUUUUGGUAAUCCGAGUAAAAAAUUGCGAAAAGCAGAACUUGAUUUGAUAAGUAAUAUUGCAUGUUCGUUAAGAUAUAAUAGUACCUUUAGAAUCCCAAAUGGUAUAACACCUAGUAUGAUAUGUGCGGGUCAACUUAAUAGUAAAGAUGAUCUUUAUAAUGCGGAUGAUAUUAAAGAUACUUGCCAAGGAGAUUCUGGUGGCCCUUUACAAAGACUACAUCCAAGAUAUUCAUGUCUUUACCAAGUUAUUGGAAUUACAAGUUUUGGCGCAGGUUGUGCGAUUGAAAAUUCACCUGGUGUGUAUACAAGAGUCUCAUAUUAUCUUAAUUGGAUAGAGGAUAUUGUCUGGCCAGAAGAGUAGCUCAAAUGAAUAUUGUGAUAUCUUACAAAAGGAUUGUUUCAAUUUUAAACUCAAGAUAUUUUAUUAUCGUGUAUCGUUUUCCAUGUAAGACCAUCUCCAUAUGGCCCAUGAGUUGAAGGAAACAAAACAUACCACCAACUUCUGAAAAUAUUUAAGUGGUAUAUUAAAUAAAUAAAUAAAUAAAUAAAUAUACAAAUAGAGAUAAAAA